This is a messenger RNA of Uranotaenia lowii, 3491 nucleotides long. Its product is annotated as protein HID1. NCBI's taxonomy places the organism in Eukaryota, Metazoa, Arthropoda, Insecta, Diptera, Culicidae. The transcript is spliced from 6 exons. Bases 138 to 2666 code for a protein of 842 amino acids. The record is from RefSeq and is a predicted model, not a curated record. Gene Ontology annotation, cellular component: Golgi medial cisterna; membrane; Golgi trans cisterna.
UUCCCCUGCUGCGAAAGUGAAAAUUUGUGUAUCUCGUCUGUAAUUUUUAUUCCGUGGUUUCUGGAGUCAUUUCACCGAUUAGAUUUUACGGAGGUAAUCGUUUUUAAGGAAAAUAUAAUUCAAAAAGUUUGUCGGAAAUGGGUAAUACUGAUACGAAGCUGAAUUUUCGCAAGGCCAUCGUGCAGCUCACGAGCAAGAGUCAGCCAAUCGAUUCCAAUGAUGACGCAUUUUGGGAACAGUUCUGGUGCGAGCAUAGCACUACAGUUCAAGAUGUGUUUGCGCUGAUUCCAUCGAAUGAGAUACGGAAAGUUCGGGAUGUUAUGCCAGCGAAUUUGGCAACUUUAUGCUACAAAGCAACAGAACGAUUGGUCCGAGCGGUGGACAACAGUUGUCGUACCCAGGGGGAACAGCAAACGGUGCUGAACUGUAUCCGUUUGCUUAAUCGAAUAUUGCCAUAUAUAUUUGAGGAUGUGCAGUGGAAAGAUUUCUUCUGGUCUUCACUUCCGGCAAAUGAUAAAGAAAACGGAGACACUCCAUUGGCGCAAAGUCUGUUGAAUGCCAUAUGCGAUUUAUUGUUCUGUCCCGAUUUUACGGUUGUGGGCUUGAGGAAAUCGGGCCCGGAAAAGGCCGAAGAACUCAAUUCUAUUGAUAGUUGUGAAUACAUAUGGGAAGCAGGCGUUGGAUUCGCUCAGUCGCCCCCCAGGAAUGGAAACAUGGAUGCUCGUCGUACCGAACUUCUCAAAUUGAUGCUAACUUGUUUUAGUGAAACAAUGUAUCGAGCGCCGAAUAUGAGUGACGAGCCCAACAAAUGGAUUGUACAUUUUACAAGUGCUGACAAUCGACAUGCACUUCCUUUGUUCACUUCACUCCUCAAUACGGUUUGCGCUUACGAUCCAGUUGGCAUGGGAGUGCCCUACAAUCAUCUGCUGUUUACCGACACGUUGGAACCACUGGUGGAAGUUUGCUUGCAGAUUCUCAUUGUGACACUUGAUCACGACAUCACGAGCAACACGCCUACCCAAACCACGUCCUAUUCACAUGACGAUACAACAAUUGCAGACAAUCUGUUCAUAAAUUACCUGUCCAGGAUUCACCGCGAUGAUGAUUUUCAGUUUAUACUCAAAGGUGUCACUCGUCUCUUGAACAAUCCUUUGGUACAGAGUUAUUUGCCCAAUUCCACCAAGCGGCUGCAUUGCCACCAGGAGCUGCUAGUAUUUUUCUGGAAGAUUUGCGAUUAUAACAAGAAAUUUUUGUAUUUUGUACUUAAAAGUAGUGAUGUUCUGGAUAUCCUUGUUCCAAUACUGUACCACCUAAACGAUUCUCGAGCCGAUCAAUCUCGUGUGGGUCUAAUGCAUAUUGGGGUAUUUAUUCUUCUACUUCUAUCCGGUGAACGUAACUUUGGAGUCCGUCUCAACAAACCUUACACAGCUACCGUCCCUAUGGAUAUUCCCGUAUUCACCGGAACACACGCAGAUCUGCUGAUAACCGUUUUUCACAAAAUAAUUGCCACUGGACAUCAGAGGCUUCAGCCCUUGUUUGAUUGUCUGCUGACCAUCUUGGUCAAUGUAUCACCAUACUUGAAAACCCUCUCGAUGGUAGCUAGCAUCAAAUUGUUGCACCUAUUAGAAGCUUUCAGUACACCGUGGUUUCUCUACUCGGCACCAUCAAAUCAUCAUUUAGUAUUUUUCUUAUUGGAAAUUUUCAACAACAUUAUUCAAUAUCAAUUCGAUGGAAAUUCCAACUUAGUGUACACAAUCAUUCGUAAACGACAGGUAUUCCAUGCCCUAGCAAACCUUCCCACCGAUGCUGCUGGAAUAGCCAGGUGCAUGAGUAACCGCAAAGGUGGCAAGCUUAAUAACUCUAGUCAUGGAAAUCGUUCGGCUGAAAUGGGCGAUCAACACAAUAGGGCACUUCCUCCUGUUACUAGUGCUGGCGACGAAAGUGAGGAAGACAUUACUGUGAGGACCAACCAAUUGGCCCUAGACGAAAGACAGCAUUCCGACGAGGACGACAGCCGCAGUGAUGUGGUCGAGGAAUCGAUGGAAGGUUCGCAUCCAGCCCAACCCGCUGAACCGGGUACUCUUAAAGUUACUCUGCUGGAUACUCCCAACAUAGCGCAGAUGACAGAACGCGAAUCGGCACACCCUACAGGCGAUAGCGCUAGCCCGUCGCCAGUUGACGGCAAUGCAAAGUCAGUCGCUGGAGGCUCUGAGUCGCCAAAAUCAUCCCCGGUCAAGGAACCACAGCAGUCGCCGAUCAAACGUUCAGUGGCUCAGCGAGGAAGUAUCCGUGUGACCCCAUCCGGAGCUCACGGUUCCCACGUAAAGGUUUGGCAACCGUCUCCGGAAUGGGUUCAAUCCUGGCGCUCCAAGCUGCCACUGCAGACCAUAAUGCGAUUGCUUCAGGUUCUGGUGCCACAGGUGGAAAAGAUCUGCAUCGAUAAAGGGCUUACCGAUGAGUCGGAGAUUCUCAAGUUCCUGCAGCAUGGAACAUUGGUUGGAUUGUUGCCGGUACCGCAUCCGAUUUUGAUAAGGAAGUAUCAAGCAAACAGUGGCACGACCGCGUGGUUUCGCACCUACAUGUGGGGUGUGAUCUAUCUAAGAAACGUAGAUCCAGCUAUAUGGUACGAUACAGAGGUUAAGCUUUUUGAGAUACAACGUGUUUAAAUGUAAAGAUGUCUAUUAAACUUGUUUGUUAAGCAGAAUAUUCUUAUUUUGAUAAGAUACAAGUGCACUGUACAUUUGUUUUUGGUAAUUAUUUAUCGCAAUCAACAUUUAUUUGAAUAUUUUAAUCCAAUUGAAAUUUCAUCAAAAAUAUUACAGCAAGAUAAACUUAACGUUUGUCUUAAAUCAAGACACUAAAGUUAAGUUGUUUGUCGAUUUUUUGUUAUUUUGUUUUAAUAUCCCAUAGAUUUUUAUUCUAGAAAAAAUAGACCUAAUUUAAAUUAACGUUAACUUGCGUAAUGUAUAAAAUUUGCACUAUAUAUAAUCAAUAACCCAACGCUAAUAUGCUAUUACAUGAACUUAACGGAUUCCGAGAAAAUGUAUUUUUCUUUUACUUAGCAAAAAUGUGAUUUACCUUACACGUAAAGAACAUAAGCUGAACUGAAAGCCUGCGUAAACAUUCAUUGAUUGGUACCUACCUUUUAUUUGGAAUUGAUUCAACCGAAUCAAAAAGCUUAGUGGAAGCAUUCCUAUCGCCAUGGUUCUUCUAUAGAAUGGUAUCGGCAGAGUUCAUGAUCGAAUGAUCAUGGGCUUCAAAAUAUUAUCUAACCAAGUUCAUUUAAACACACUUAGAAAAAUGUGAUUCGUUCUUACAGUACCUAUUUUAUUCCUGUUUCAAGAUCAUAAUAUCGUGUUUCGAAACAAAUAUCUCAAAACUAAACAAAUAAUACAUUGCCUGCUUCAACAGUACAUAUACUGUUGUAAUAAUGUUAAGAUAACUCAUAAUACCAUUUUAUGUUAAUAACAAUUAACAGCUGUGCAAAAUAA